Molecule: messenger RNA, 3552 nt
Organism: Chelonia mydas (Green sea turtle)
Lineage: Eukaryota; Metazoa; Chordata; Testudines; Cheloniidae
Gene: CNKSR1
Product: connector enhancer of kinase suppressor of Ras 1
Exons: 21
Coding region: 264-2591 (775 amino acids)
Molecular function (GO): protein binding
Source: RefSeq, a predicted model, not a curated record
ACUGGGUGUAACCUUGUUGAAUCAGUGAGACUGGAGGAGGUUGGAGGCUGGACAAUAGUUCUGAGCUGGGUUGCUAAGAGCUUGGAAUUCCCCGUGGGGAGGGGAGCAAGGGACCUCCAGAGGGGGGCGGGCCUCACCCUGCUGAGCGGCAGGCAGCUGCACCAACCGCAGAGCUGGCUGGGAGUUACCUGGUGGGGCUGCCUCCGCUCAGGUGUGUCCGGGAGUUCUGCCCCUGGACAGACUUUCCGGGAAGGGAGCUGGGCAUGGAGCCCAUCGGUGCCUGGAGCCCUGUGAAGGUGGCGCAGUGGCUGAGAGGCCUGGACAAGGUGCUGCAGCAGUAUCCCUUUGAGACGUGGUCCCUGACCGGGAACGAUUUGCUGCAGCUGUCCUAUCGGCGCUUGGAGGAGCUGGGCCUGAGGCGUGUUGGCCAUCAGGAGCUCAUUCUGGAAGCUGUGGAGCAGCUGUGCGUGCUGAACUACGAGCUGGAGACCACCAGCCUGGGGACGCUGACGGAGAAGCUGCAGCAAGUCGCUUGGACCACCCGGACCCUCAUCCUGAGCCGCAGGAAGGUGACCGCGUAUGAUGGCGAGGCCAUCGAGACGCCCUCCCCGGACCUCCUGGCCUGCAUCGCUGAGCUGAUCACGGCGGCCAAGGGGCUCUUCACCUGGCUCAGCAGGUAUCUCUUCUCUCACCUGAAUGAUUACUCAGCCAGCCGGGACAUUGUCUCGCUCUGCGGAGAACUGGCCCAGAUCCUGCAGAAGGACUGCGGAGUGUCUGAGAGAGAGAACCGGAUCCUGCUGAUUUGCAGGCACCUCGUGGGGAUCUGUGAGAACAUCUCGAGCUGCAGCCCGGCAGCCCUGCUGAACCAGACUGCCAUCUUGGAGAGCGUCGACCUCGUGCCCACCGAGCCAGAGGACAGUCUGGGCAUCGAGAUCAAAUCCACUAACUCCUGCCUCCACUUCAUAGCGGGAACCGCCACUAAGUCUCCAGCUGACGACUGCAGCCAGAUCCUGCCGGGGGAUGAGAUCGUUCAAGUCAACGGGCAGGUGGUGGUGGGUUGGACUCGAGUGAAUCUGGUAAAGAAAAUACUCGAAAAGCCAAACCAGGUGACGUUGGUGCUGAAGAAGAUUCCACUAACCUCUGUGGGGUCCCCGUGUUCCCCCAGGUCUCCGUGCCAUCAGGCACCUGGCAGCUUCUUGGGCGCUGCAGAAUCUCCUGGCUUGGAAAGCAAUGACUCUCCAGUAAGCUUGGUCCCCCUGCCUUCCAGCGUGAUCGCCGGGUUGGAAUCGGGGCUGGACUCUGCGCUGGAUCUCGCCACUGACGAAGAGGAGGAGUUUGUCUCAAGCCACCCCAGAGAGGAGACCAGGGACUUCCUACGGCAACUCCCCACUGAAGGCGCUUCAGCAGCCCCUACGUUGGAGAUCCAAGCUUUGGGGGCAGGAUUUGAAGGGCGCAGCUCCCCCAUUGCUGUCACUCCAGCCAGACCCAGCACCUUGGAACUCGGAUCUAAGGAUUCCCCAGAGAACGGAAUUGGGAGCAGAAGUCGGGGACCAGAAUCUCCCGCUCUUCCAAACAAGAGCAGCACCAAGAGUUGCUCCAGGCAGAAAGGAGUGGCUACCAGGCUGAGCCGCCGGCGGGUGUCCUGUCGGGAGCUGGGCAAGGUGGACUGCGACGGCUGGCUCCUGAAGAAGAAAGACCACGUGGGAUUCAUGUCCCAGAAAUGGAAACGCUGCUGGUUUGUGCUGAAGGGCCACAUUCUCUACUGGUACAACCAGCCCAGUGACGAGAAAGCCGUAGGCCUGAUCAACGUGUCGACCUACGACCUGGAAAGCACCCGGGAGCAGAAGAAGAAAUAUGUCUUCCAGCUCUGCCAUGAGAAGUACAAACCUUUCGUCUUCGCAGCAGAGACUCUGGCUGAUCUGAGCAUGUGGGUGAGUAGUUUGAUCACUGCAAAAACCAAAUACAAGCUGGCCCAGGAAUCGCUCCCGCAUAGAGAAGAAGACUGCUACAGUGAGACGGAAGCUGAGGAUCCUGACGACGACUCUCCCAGGCCUGGCUCUGAUCUGCUGCCAAGGAGAAGGGAGCUGCUCACCACGCUGGAGAGAGCCCAGCCCGGUGCUGCAAUGGGGAGCCCUGACUCCACCGGCCCAGUGGGGAGCCCCGUCCCUGGCAGUGGCAGGCCCUGCUCGCCCCUGGACUCCCCUGGCGAAGAACUGGAGUCCCUAAUUAAGUGUCUGAAGCAAGGCGGGGUGUCUCUCAUCGGCACGCGCCAGCUCGUGACCCACGAGCAGUACCGCAAAUCCUUCAUCAAGCGCAACAAGAACCCCCAGAUCAACGAGAGAGUUCACCUGGUCCGGGCCCUGCAAAGCACGCUCAAAGCGAAGUUGGCUGAGCUCCAGAUCCUCAAUCAGCUCCUGAACGACUCGGAACUGACCUCGGAGAAAUUCAGACACUGGAAAGAAGAGCAUCAGGAGUUAUACCAGGAAAUCCACCAGUGGUGGGUGCACCGGCCAGGCCAGGCUGAAGCGGAACUAGAAGCGGAACUUGGCGCUGAAUCCAGUCCACAGGAAGCUGCCGGUGCGAGGCCGUAACACAUGGAAACAAGGCAGAUCCCGGGCAAUAACGUUCCCUUCAUGAACCUCAGUGCAGGGAAUAACACGUCCUCCUCUCAUUCCAGAGAGAGAGUCCUGUCAUCUCUGUCCCAUGAAGAAACGCGGUGCUCUGAGAGCAAGGAGGAAUGCUGCUUGCUCACAACACGCAGUGCGUCAAUGUAACUGGAAAGUGGGAUGCAUUUUAAAGACCCCGUUUAAGACACCUUAGAGCAGGAUUUUAUGUAGGGAACCACUUUUGACAAAGCCUUGUAAUUCCGGGGACUGAGGGAGGAAUUCUCGGAAUGGAUCCUCGGUUGGGUCUAAAGAGAAUUGCUUGUUUUAAAAGAACUGCUGUUUCCAUUUCCCAGGGAUGCUUAAUUAAUCUGCAUCCAUAUACUUCACUGAGUAACUGACCCCAGCGCUGUGAGGCCAGAACAGUCCCUCUGGGUAUAAUUCUGAGACUGGGAUAUUCAACAUGUUGAUGCCUUGGCAUUUCUCAUCACUCGACAUCCAGCCAGAGCCCGAUCAGAACCAAGAGCCCGUGUGACGGAAGAUCUUUUAUGGAUAGAAGGAUCAGAGAAGUGCUGCCUGGCCCCCUCUGGCUCUGCUUGCGGCGGUAAAUAUUCAUUUGAUAAAGAAAGGCUGGUUUUCAUAUAUGUACAAAUAAUUCUGUGUGACAGUAUUUGUGAGUGGACAGAGUCAGACUCUUUAAGUGCCAUUCUGGGCUCUGCUACUAACUCCAGGUGUGACCUUGGGCGAUUGCCUUAGUUUCCCUGUAUGUAAAAGGGGAUAAGACAGAUCUGCCUCUCAAAGCUGCUGUAUACUUUCAUUAAUUCAUGUGGCCAAAGCUCUUUGAGCUCCCCUGCUGCAAGGCCUUGUUACAGAUGUAGGCUGGCAGUCUGAGCCCGAAUAAAGAUCUGAUCCAGCUCCCCUCGAAGGCGAGGGAUGUGUUUGCUGUUGA